Molecule: messenger RNA, 1896 nt
Organism: Oryzias latipes (Japanese medaka)
Lineage: Eukaryota; Metazoa; Chordata; Actinopteri; Beloniformes; Adrianichthyidae
Gene: btg3
Product: B-cell translocation gene 3
Cellular component (GO): cytoplasm; nucleus
Source: RefSeq, a predicted model, not a curated record
CAAUGAAAAUCUUUGUGGGCGGGGCAAAGAAAAUGUUUUUCUCUUGCGAAUUUCUGCUCAUUUGGUUCAGGCUCACGCUGCUGUGUAAUCAUAUGACGAAGUGGACUUAAAGGAGCGUGAUGAAACACAUUUGAAAUAUGAGGCGGGAGAUCGCAGCUGUGGUGUUUUUUCUAAAGAGGCUUGUGAAAAGGGAGGGGAAGUUGGAAUCCCAGCAGAUUGAGCGGUUUGCUGAGAGGCUGGCUGUUGCCCUGCAGGAGAAGUUUAAGGGGCACUGGUACCCAGAAAACCCCACAAAGGGACAGGCAUACAGGUGCAUUCGGGUUAACAGGUUUCACAAGGAGGAACCAGAACUUCUCCGGGCCUGCAGAGAGAGUGGCUUUCCCUUCAGUGACCUGAGGCUCCCGUGUGAACUCACUCUGUGGGUGGACCCUGGAGAGGUUUGCUGCAGGUAUGGAGAGCAGAAUGCCUGCUUCUCAGUUGCAACCUUUUCCAGUGACAACGAGGACGACAGAGACGUGGCAAAAAAGGUGACCAGUGCUCUGGAGAGGGUCACGUCAGACUACCACUCAGGUUCUUCCUCUGAUGAGGAGAGCACACGGAGCUCCCCGCUCUCCAGCAGCCACAGGCCUCAUCAGACGAUGAACCUGGCUGCUCCUGCGUGGCACCAUAAGAAGAUAGCUGUGGGCAAAUGCCUAACACUCCCUCAGCAUCACUACGGCUACCGGCCGGCUAGGAGGCCCCCCCACGGCGCGAGACGCGGCCUUUGGGUCCCCCCCGUCUAUGGAAACGGCCCUGCAUACUGGGACGCCGAUCACAGAUUGACACACUGUUAAAUACAAAUCCUGGUGCUUAUUAUUCACACUGGAGACGACUUUUAAAGGAUGACCAACUUUUUUAUAUUCCUAAUAUUUUUUUAUUAACUUAAAUAUUUUUAAAGGUCUUUUUGCACUUUAGAAAUUUUUGUUGUAGUUUGAAUCGACGGUCAAAUUAGGCUGAAAUUGGAUGACUAAACUGUACUGUACUUCAUAGCAUAGCUGCACAAAUAUUUUAUUUAUUCUCUGAAAAAUCAUUAGGCAGAUAGUAUUCAAGUCAAGUUUUUUUUAAACCUUUGAAAAAAAAUGUUUGUUUGCUCUAUAAAUAUUCCCUCAAAUAUUGCAGUUGACCUGCAGUGGUUGAAAACUAAAAUAACGGGUGAUUUAUAACGGGUAGUUCUUCACUUUGCGGUUUUGUGGUUGAAGUCACAUUCCACCAGGUUGUUGUAAGUUACGGUUUGAUGCAUGAUAGUGGCGUUUUGUUUUUUUUCCACAUAAAAACAGCUGAUCUGAUGUGGACGGAACACAGAGGUUGUGUUUUUUGCAGCUGGUCAUGAUCGAUUUUGAAAUGUUUAUUGGCAAUUUUGCCAAAUUUAUAAAUGUUCUUUUAAUGUUUGGUUGUUUAAAAAAAAGGUUGGGUUAGAAUUAGAAUUUUUUUUUGUGUGUGUGUACUAUCUGCCAGUGUUUUAUUUCAUAAUCUGUAGGUGGAAAGUGUUUUUAGGAGGACUGACUUUCAUUUUGAUAUAUCUUUGUCAUAGUUGUGUACCAGACUCACUUUUGUGUCAAAAUGUAUUCGAAAUAUAUUUACCCUCUUCUCUUAUUCCUUCAAAGAACAUGAUUUGGUGUCAGUGCAUCACGUUCAUCCACCAGCCUCACAUCUGGUUUGUAUUGUUCUAUAGCUGGAAAAAUAUUGCUGACAUCAAGUCAUGGCUCUGAUCUCUGCUGAUUUUUAGAACAUAAUUAUUAUCCUGUGGCGAUCCUCAAACAUUUAGCAGCGAAAGAUGAAUGUUGAUUAUUUAUCUGAUAAAAAUUACAUCAUUUUUUUAGGAAAUAAAAGAAAUAAAGUUGUAACUGUUCACAUCAA